Molecule: messenger RNA, 950 nt
Organism: Rana temporaria (common frog)
Lineage: Eukaryota; Metazoa; Chordata; Amphibia; Anura; Ranidae
Product: collagen alpha-1(I) chain-like
Exons: 6
Coding region: 125-601 (158 amino acids)
Source: RefSeq, a predicted model, not a curated record
UUUAGAUUAUGCAAGUAAGCAGAUAGAUUAUUAGUAUAUAUAGAGGCACAUUGGAGUCUUUUCAUUACACCUGAUUCAGAUAACUCCAUUGUAAUUGCGUGAGACGACCAGCUGUAUUUGGAAUAUGUCACUUGUGAAUGUUCUUGGUGUGCUUUUGCUCCACAUUGCAUUAGUGACUCCAGGAACACAGAUAUGCCAAAAUCCAGAUGAGAAUGCCUACUCAAUCAUCACAUGUGGAGCUCCCGGGAAGAAUGGCCUACCUGGCAUGAAUGGGGCAGAUGGAACGAAGGGGGAAAAGGGUGAACCAGGUCUGCCUGGACCACAAGGAAAUACUGGAGAAACUGGACCAAGAGGAGAGCAGGGACCACCAGGACCACAGGGAAUAAAAGGAGACGGAGGAGCUUCAGGACCAUCAGGACCACCAGGCAGUGCUGGGCCAUCUGGACCAAGUGGACCUCCAGGAACUAAAGGAGAUAGAGGAGACAGCCAAGCUUUUGAAAUUGAAGCUUUUAAAAAGCAAAUUAGUAGCUUGGAUCAACAAGUGAAAAAUCUCCAAACCAGACUAGCACACGUGGAAAAGAAAAAAUGGUGGAAAGGAUAAAUAGAUGUGGUGGCGAUAUCUAAGCUUCCGAUGGUGAUUGGUCGAAUUACAAUGGCUUCCCCUCGAAAUUUUGCUGAAAUUCAAGCAGUACUUAUCGCUCACAAUCAGUAUGGCAAUCUCACAAUUCUGGGUAUAAAUGGGAUACAAAGCGAAGAUACUUUCCACCAUCCAUUCAGAUCAUCUACAACUUCAACUGGGACUGCGAGGAACCCAGUAAUAAAAUAGAAGAUUUUGUAGAAAUAUUUAGUGGAAAUUACCUAAAUUCAAUUAAAAUUAACCCAAACUAACCACAAUCUUUGUCAUGUAAAAACCUAAAUUGAAUCAUUCAAAAUAAAAAUUCUAACAAAAA